Messenger RNA from Trichomonas vaginalis G3, 543 nucleotides. RefSeq names its product RNA-binding domain, RBD family. The record is from RefSeq and is a predicted model, not a curated record. The transcript has a single exon. Gene Ontology annotation, molecular function: RNA binding. NCBI's taxonomy places the organism in Eukaryota, Parabasalia, Trichomonadida, Trichomonadidae. The coding region runs from base 1 to 543 and encodes 180 amino acids.
AUGACUUCCACACUCACAAGCGUAUUCUUUAAACUUGAUAAGUGCGAGUCUAGCGAUUCUUAUAGCAACCAACUACCAGCAAAAUGUUAUGCUAUGAAUGUAAUUAAAACUUGGAUCUCAAAAUUUUCUGGUGGGGAAAAUAUAUCUUUCCAAUGCUUUGAUUUACAAGAAAGCGAAAAGAGUUAUUCUACAAGAAUUGAAUUUCUUGAUCAUUUUAAAGCCAAUUAUUUCAGAAGAAGCAUGUCAUAUAAAGAAACAAAAGAGUAUAAGAUUGUUGCAUUUUGGUUUGGAAUUCGAGCUGCACAUGAAGUUAUAGUUAAUGGCCUUCCGCCUAACAUUUCUAGAAGGAAAAUUUUCAAAGAAUUUGAAAAACAUGGCGACAUUGGGCGUGUAACACCAUAUAAAGAUAAUCCCACAAAAUUUUGGGUUGCAUUUAUAAGUUCAAAAGGUGCAAAAAAGGCUAUUGAUAUUGAAUCCCCCUCUUUUUGUGGUCAAAAGCUAUAUAUAUGUAUGUCAAAGAAGGUCUCUGCAAAGUCUGGAUAA